AUGGCGCGUGGGUUAACAGUGUUCAUGCUGGCCGGUAGUUUGUUAGUUUCCGUUUCGGGGCUGCUCUCGGACGAGGCCUGUCCACAGGACGUGCAAGUAAAGCAGGGCUUUUCGCUGGCAGACUUUGCUGGCCGUUGGUACGAGAUCAAACGCUACGAGCAGUUCUACGAGAAGGACCUUGACUGCGUUGUGGCCGAGUACCAGCCGACCGGGAAGAAUACCAUCUCCGUGAAGAACGGUGCGUUUAGCUUAGCCAACAACACGCGGGUUGUUGCUGAUGGAACCGCCGUGCUUUCCUUCCCGGACGAUACGCAACAGCCGGGCAAGUUGAGUGUUGCCUUCUUUGGAGCGACGCCCGAUCGUAGCAACUACUGGGUGCUAGACACGGACUACACUUCCUACGGGGUUGUCUUCUCCUGUGAGCCUUUCUUCAAAGAUUCCUCCAAGAAUGUCCUGGGAUUCUGGAUUUUUUCACGCACACCCACCUUCCCGACCGACGAGACUGUGGUCAAGCGAGUGGAUGAGUUGGUCAAGAAGUACGGCGAUGCGUCCAAGUUCGAGGUACCAAACCAGUCGGAUGAACGAUGCCCUCGAUCGUAUUAAAACGAAGGAGUUGAAGUGAUCAAGGAGAAGAUUGUAUUCAAAAGACAAGGUUGCAUUUCACCCUAAGGAGAGCAAGCCACAUUAUUCUACCAAACGAGGUGCCGAAAAUAUGUGCAUCAACAAUAAAUCCCUUUUCUGACGGUUUAAGUGAACGUUGAAACAUACAUUUUAUCCCUUUAAUUA
Anopheles coustani is the source of this 786-nucleotide messenger RNA. Its product is annotated as apolipoprotein D-like. NCBI's taxonomy places the organism in Eukaryota, Metazoa, Arthropoda, Insecta, Diptera, Culicidae. The transcript is spliced from 4 exons. The record is from RefSeq and is a predicted model, not a curated record. The coding region runs from base 1 to 603 and encodes 200 amino acids. Gene Ontology annotation, molecular function: pigment binding.